This is a messenger RNA of Haliotis rufescens (red abalone), 3049 nucleotides long. RefSeq names its product mitogen-activated protein kinase 14-like. Gene Ontology annotation, biological process: protein phosphorylation; intracellular signal transduction. The coding region runs from base 426 to 1490 and encodes 354 amino acids. Gene Ontology annotation, cellular component: nucleus; cytoplasm. Lineage: Eukaryota; Metazoa; Mollusca; Gastropoda; Lepetellida; Haliotidae. The transcript is spliced from 13 exons. Gene Ontology annotation, molecular function: ATP binding; MAP kinase activity. The record is from RefSeq and is a predicted model, not a curated record.
UCGAUUGCCUACGCAUGCGGAGUUGGGAUUACCAAGCCAUCUAACGGUGGAGAUUUGUUUAAUCAGUUGGGUAAUCCUGCCUCUUGAUGGAGUAACUUGCGGUUUUCGUAUGCAGUGGAGCAUUUUGCAGGAAGAGGCGCGUGCAAGCGGGGACACUCUUGCCACGCCCACUAUCCAGGGAAAGGGAAUAUUUGCAGUCUCACUCAUCUCGUAAGUCAGUGCCUUGUGCGAAACGAGGUCAAAAUGACUGUUACUUCGCUACGCUUAGGUGAAUAAGAGUGCCAUCGCGGAAAGGUCGAGUGACUCAUGGACCAGACCCGGAAAUACGUUCGAUGUUGAAAGAAAGAAUCCUAGAGGAUUAAUCGUACUGAUCAAAGUUCGGAAGAAGAUUUUAUAAUCCUCGAGCAGUGAUCUCGAUAAGGAUAAUGUCGAAAGAUCGUUCCCCUCCAAAACCCGGGUAUUACCACACGGAACUUGUAAAUACCCUCUGGGAAGUCCCCAACAAAUACAAGAAGCUGAACCCGAUAGGUACAGGGGCCUAUGGGCAAGUUUGCUCUGCUACUGAUACAACAACCAACAAGCAGGUGGCCAUCAAGAAGCUAGCUCGGCCAUUCCAAACAGAGACUCAUGCUAAACGUGCUUACAGGGAAAUACGGAUGCUGAGGCACUUUCAUCAUGAAAACAUAAUAUGUCUGCAGGAUUUGUUCACUCCAGACCAGACGUACGACAGGUUCGGUGAUGUAUACCUGGUGUUGCCUUAUAUGGACACAGACCUGCAUGAGAUCCUCAAGCUGCAGGCUCUGUCUAAUGACCACAUACAGUUCAUGCUGUACCAGAUUCUCAGGGGACUCAAGUACAUUCACUCGGCUGGCAUCAUUCACAGAGAUCUGAAACCCAACAACAUAGGCGUAAAUCAAAACUCGGACAUUAAGAUUUUAGAUUUUGGGUUAGCUCGGUCAAGCGCAGAGGAGAUGACGGGUUAUGUUGUUUGCCGUUGGUACCGAGCCCCAGAAAUCAUGCUCAACUGGAUGCACUACAAUCAGAAAGUGGACAUCUGGUCCGUUGGCUGCAUCCUGGCCGAGAUGAUCACCAGGAGACCCCUGUUCAAGGGCUCAGACCAUAUUGACCAGUUGAACAGGAUACUGCAGCUGACCGGGACACCCAGUGAAGAGUUUAUUGCGAAGAUGGUCAGCGGGGAUGCACGAAGAUUCAUACGGUCACAACCAAAGUCAAAAAGGAAGAAUUUUUCAGAAUAUUUCCACAAUGCUGAUCCUCAUGCUGUUGACCUUCUGGAAAAGACCCUUGACCUUGAUCCAGAUUCCCGUAUAUCCAUAGAGCAGGCACUGGCACACCCCUACCUCCGUCAGUUUUAUGACCCCGAGGACGAACCUCUCUCCCCACCCUUUGACAGUUCAUUUGAAGAUCUGAAGCACGAUUGUGAAGGAUGGCGAAGGUGUGUGUAUGAUGAGAUCUGCAAGUUUAGUCACUGAAGUCUAUGGCAAACAUAUCAGGAGCGUGUGUUUGUUGACAUCCUACAUCAAUCAACUGGUGCUCUUUCUACCCACAAGGUCAUACCACAGCAGAUACCUGUGCAGACUCGACAUAUCACAGAGGAGGAGUGGUCUCCAUUGUGGUCAGUGCAGGAAUAUAUACUACAGGAAGGCCACAAUACAAAGAACACCCCACACCAAGGACUCAAGGCCAUGAAAUAGUGGCAGCUAAAACACACCCCAGGCAGGCCACUGAAGCAAGGUCAUACCACUGGGAGGUCACUGCAGCAAGGUCAUACCACUGGGAGGUCACUGCAGCAAGGUCAUACCACAGUGGAGGUCACUGCAGCAAGGUCAUACCACAGUGGAGGUCACUGCAGCAAGGUCAUGUCAUACCACAAUGGAGGUCACUGCAGCAAGGUCAUGUCAUACCACAAUGGAGGUCACUGCAGCAAGGUCAUACCACAGUGGAGGUCACUGCAGGAAGGUCAUACCACAGUGGAGGUCACUGCAGCAAGGUCAUGUCAUACCACAAUGGAGGUCACUGCAGCAAGGUCAUACCACAGUGGAGGUCACUGCAGCAAGGUCAUACCACAGUGGAGGUCACUGCAGCAAGGUCAUACCACAGUGGAGGUCACUGCAUCAAGGUCAUACCACAAUGGAGGCCACUGCAGCAAGGUUAUACCACAGUGGAGGUCACUGCAGCAAGGUCAUACCACAGUGGAGGUCACUGCAGCAAGGUCAUACCACAGUGGAGGUCACUGCAUCAAGGUCAUACCACAGUGGAGGUCACUGCAGCAAGGUCAUGUCAUACCACAAUGGAGGUCACUGCAGCAAGGUCAUACCACAGUGGAGGUCACUGCAGCAAGGUCAUGUCAUACCACAGUGGAGGUCACUGCAGCAAGGUCAUACCACAAUGGAGGUCACUGCAGCAAGGUCAUACCACAGUGGAGGUCACUGCAGCAAGGUCAUGUUAUUCCACAGUGGAGGUUAACAGUAGUUCUCAGAUUAUGAAGAUUCCCUUGCAUAAUGACAAAAGCAUAUACUAAGUAUUAUUGUGAAGCAUGUUAAGAUAUGUUAUCAUUGUUUAGGAACUGCUGAUGCAUGUAGUUAGUUCACAAGGACUGAAUCCAGAUGCACAUGAAUUAGUUACCAAAGACUGCUGUACAUAGAGACCUUGCAGCUUUGCAGCACAAAAUGUGUGUUUGGAAUUGUUCGAUCUAUUAGCUAUCAGCCAAGACUUAAUUUUCCUUUUGAAACCUUUUUUUUUUAAAAGCUGCUUCCAUUUGAACUCCCACAUUUGUCAUUACAAUUAAACGGUUGGUUGUCUAAGGUGUAUAUAAUAAUUAUGAUAAUUAUUGCAAUAUCAGCAUUAUUUAUUUCAAUGGAAUAUAUAGAUAUAUGAUAUAUCAGUUGAAUUUGGCUCCAGUACAAAAGGAAUAUAAGGUCUUUGAAGGGCAUUUAGAAGUGAUUAACAUAAGGAAGAGAAUAUAUGGAUGUCAACUUCUUUAUUAUGAGGAACACAACGUUUGGAGUAUAUGCUUACUCCUUCAUCAGGU